CACACACACACACACACACACACACACACACACACACACACACACACUGUUUGCCUGUGUGUUAUCUCCUCAUCGGUGGGUUGAGUUGGUCUGUGCUGCUGCUGAUGACAGAUCUGUGGAGUCGCCUCGUCAUCGCAUCAAUAAUUUACUCGUCAUGUCAAAACUUCCUUCACUGAGGCGACAACAACAAACCGAGCGGUCUGGAGCGACACGUGGAGUCUGAGCUUUUUAUAAGGAAGCUCACUUAUGACAAAAGCAUCACGUGAGCGCAGAACAGACAGAAGUUUGAGCUGAAGCUAAAUUAAAUCUAGAGGUGAGAGCAGAGAGCUGUGCAGAGGACGGAGGGUGAGUACCAUCCACGAUUCUGUUUUUAGAGAACUGAUCAGGACGAGUAGAAACUGCUGCUGCUGCUGCUGGAAACACUGACGGAACCUCGAGCUGAAAUGUCAGGGGUGAAACUGGUGAUCACAUCCUUCACUGGCACUCCAAAACUAGAAAAUACGUUAAAGUCCUGCGUUGAGAAAGAUUUCAGUAAAGAUGUAUUCAGAACUUUGGGAUGGAUUGUGUCAUGAUCCCUUCAGGAUGCUGUGAAAAGGACUUGAGUCAAAAUGAAGAUGGUGUUGAAAUAUGAGUUUAAAAGAAGAGACAGUAUGAAUAGUGCUUGAGUAAAAGUCUUGAAGUAACUGAUGACAGAUGAACUCCGGAUCAGAACAGAACCUGAUGAGACUCCAGGUGUUGUGACUGAGCAGCGGUUUGAUCCUUUAAUGUUCAACAGAUGUGACGACACGCUAAUGUUAAUGCUCCCUCUCUCUCCUGCAGCAUGGUGAACAGAUGAACAGCUAGCUAAGACCGACUCAAACACACACACACACACACACACACACACACACACACACACACACACACACACACAGUCCAUGAGCAUGUCGGCGGUGCACUCAGCCUCCCCUCCUGCUGAGGACCCGACCACGCCCCCACCUAUGACCACGCCUCCUCGCAAAGCCUCAGUCCGUCUGCAGGAGAGGCGGGGUUCAAACCUCUCUCUGCUAUUGGACGUGAGCACGCUGGGGGUGGAGCCUGUCUGCUCUGUCUCCACCCCGAAGGAGGUGUGGCUUCAGCUGCUUCACACCUCCUCGCGACCGCUCACACACGCGAUGCUGCAGCAGGCAGCCAUAGACACCAACACACUGAAUGUAGAGUACCAGAGGAUUCCUCCGAACUUUGUGAGCGCCGCAGAGCUCGAUGUUCCAGGUCACAUGAUCAAAGACCGAUACAAAACCAUCCUGCCCAACCCUGAGAGCCGGGUGAUCCUGAGGAGCCCAGAGGAAGAGGCGGGGCCAGACCGCUACAUCAACGCUAACUACAUCAGGGGUUACAAAGGAGCUCCUCGGUCCUACAUCGCCACCCAGGGGCCGAUGGUGCACACGGUGGGGGACUUCUGGGACAUGGUGUGGCAGGAGAGGAGCUCCAUCAUCGUGAUGGUGACCAGACUCAAGGAGAACAACGAGAAAUGUGAGCUGUACUGGCCACAGCCGAGGGAGAGGAGGAGGACAAGGAGGGUGAAGGAGGAGGAGGAGUAUGAGGAGCAGAGGGAGGAGGAAAAGGAGGAGGAAGGAGAGACGGGUCAGUUUGGCAGAUUCCUGCUCCGAGUGAAAGACAGCCGAGAGAAAGACGGGUUCACCAUCACUGACAUGGAGGUCCAGCUCUGUGCGGAGCGUCGUCCCAUCAGACACUACUGGUUCACCUCUUGGCCCGACCACCACAUCCCACAAUGCACUGCACCGCUGCUGAGACUGGUGGAGGAGGUCGAGACGUACAGCAAAUCCCUCCUACCGUCCAGCUCUCAGCCAAUCACAGCCCCCGUCCCGGGUCCUGGACCAAUCAUUGUCCACUGCAGUGCCGGUAUCGGCAGGACGGGUUGUUUUAUCGUCAGCAGCAUCGGCUGUCAGCAGCUCAGAGAAACGGGUCAGGUUGACAUCCUGGAGAUGGUGUGUCAGCUUCGCCUGGACAGAGGUGGUAUGAUCCAAACCACAGAACAGUACCAGUUCCUGUACUCCACGCUGGCCCAGUACAGCUCCCAGCUACAACACCACCAGAACCAGCAGAACCCAGAGGACCACGUCAGCAUACAGUUACAGAACCUCAAGCUGGGCAAUACGCAGGAUGUGAAGAACUGAUAGCAGACAGAACCUGGAGAACCAGCAGUCUUUACAAGGCCAAGUACACAACUAGAGAAGUCCAGGACAUGUCAGAACCAACAGGAUACAGCAGAUAUCUUUAACAGAACCAGAUGCAAACAAGAGAAUAAUUAAAUGGACCAACCCAUAGAGUUGUUGCACUUACAGAUUUGGUGGACCAGCAGAAUCAUCCCACAGAGGAAAGAUGUUCUGGUUCUGUUCAGUGCCAACCGCUGGAGGUCCUGAAGAACUGGAGAACCCAGAGCAUCGUGUUCAUCCUGGACUGGAGAUCUCACCGACCUCUCUCAACAGAACCAAGAAAACCAAGUAGAAACAAAAACAGUCAGAAAAAUGUAAUCAAGAUCAAAUUAAAUCAAAUAAAGAGAAAAUUCUUAUUUUCACA
Messenger RNA from Acanthopagrus latus (yellowfin seabream), 2580 nucleotides. RefSeq names its product tyrosine-protein phosphatase non-receptor type 7-like. Bases 918 to 2177 code for a protein of 419 amino acids. Gene Ontology annotation, biological process: protein dephosphorylation. The record is from RefSeq and is a predicted model, not a curated record. Gene Ontology annotation, molecular function: protein tyrosine phosphatase activity. NCBI's taxonomy places the organism in Eukaryota, Metazoa, Chordata, Actinopteri, Spariformes, Sparidae. The transcript is spliced from 10 exons.